Molecule: messenger RNA, 889 nt
Organism: Phoenix dactylifera (date palm)
Lineage: Eukaryota; Viridiplantae; Streptophyta; Magnoliopsida; Arecales; Arecaceae
Source: RefSeq, a predicted model, not a curated record
CUUCCACGCCAUGGCCAGGAAGAAGGUGAACCUGGCAUGGAUUGCCAACGACUCCACCAGGAGGGCCACCUUCAAGAAGAGGAGGAAGGGCUUGAUGAAGAAGGUGAGCGAGCUGGCGACGCUUUGCGACGUGAAGGCUUGCGUGGUCGUGUACGGCCCUCAGGAGCCCCAACCGGAGGUGUGGCCCUCGGUCCCCGAGGUGACGAGGGUCCUCGCGCGCUUCAAGAGCAUGCCGGAGAUGGAGCAGUGCAAGAAGAUGAUGAACCAGGAAGGAUUCCUCCGCCAGUGUGUGACGAAGCUGCAGGAGCAGCUGCGCAAGCAUGAGCGCGAAAAUCGCGAGCUCCAGACGAUGCUGCUCAUGUAUGAGGGCCUGGCGGGGAGGAGCCUGCGUCAUGUCGGCAUCGAAGAUGCGACGAGCCUCGCAUGGAUGGUGGAGAUGAAGGUGAAGGCGGUGCAGGAGAGGAUUGAGCUGGUGAGGGCGCAGAUGGCCUCGCGGAUGGUCGAGGCGUCGAGCAGCCAGGUGGCGCCGGUGGCCAUGGAGGGGACGGGACUGGGACAGGGACCGAUGCCGGUGAUGAAGGAGAAGACGCCGAUGGAGGCGGCGAUGGAGGCUCUCCAGAGGCAGAACUGGUUCAUGGAGGUGAUGAACCCGAAUGACAACUUGAUCUUCGGUGGUGGGGAGGAGAUGGUGCAGCCCUACGUAGACCAUACCAACUCAUGGCUUGACGCCUGCUACUUCCUUUUGAACUGAGUGCCCCUAGUGAUUUCCUUUUCACCCAGGUCCUUUGCUUUUAAUUAGUCAGAAUAAUUGUAGCGUCGCCUCUCCUAUAUGUGCUUGCUUUUGUGGUUAGGGUAUAUGUUGGUCCCCUUAAUUGUUCCUUGCGUUCUC